This is a messenger RNA of Suricata suricatta (meerkat), 837 nucleotides long. RefSeq names its product 6-phosphogluconolactonase (gene PGLS). The record is from RefSeq and is a predicted model, not a curated record. Gene Ontology annotation, biological process: carbohydrate metabolic process; pentose-phosphate shunt. The annotation marks the transcript as partial. Lineage: Eukaryota; Metazoa; Chordata; Mammalia; Carnivora; Herpestidae. Gene Ontology annotation, molecular function: 6-phosphogluconolactonase activity. The transcript has 5 exons.
GGCGGCAGCCUCGUCUCGAUGCUGGCCCGCGAGCUGCCCGCCGCCGCCGCCCCCGCCGGACCCGCCAGCCUCGCGCGCUGGACCGUGGGCUUCUGCGACGAGCGCCUCGUGCCCUUCGAGCACGCCGAGAGCACGUACGGUCUCUACCGGACCCACUUGCUCUCCAGGCUGCCCAUUCCCGACAGCCAGGUGAUCACCAUUAACCCCCAGCUGCCUGUGGAGGAGGCGGCCGAGGACUACGCCAAGAAGCUGAGACAGGCCUUCCAAGGGGACUCCAUUCCAGUUUUUGACCUGCUGAUUCUCGGAGUGGGUCCUGAUGGCCACACCUGCUCGCUCUUCCCAGACCACCCUCUCCUGCAGGAGCGAGAGAAGAUCGUGGCCCCUAUCAGCGACUCCCCAAAGCCACCACCAGAGCGUGUGACCCUCACACUUCCUGUGCUAAAUGCAGCCCGAACUGUCAUUUUUGUGGCAACCGGAGAAGGCAAGGCAGCUGUUCUGAAGCGCAUUCUGGAGGCCAAGGAGGAGACGCCCCUCCCCGCCGCCCUGGUCCAGCCCCACACUGGGACGCUUUGCUGGUUCCUGGACGAGGCGGCGGCCCGACUCCUGACCGUGCCCUUUGAGAAGCAUUCCACGUUGUAGCCGCCCCAAGCGACGCUGCGGCCGGGACCACAAGCGCCCCCGUGGGCCGGGACCUUCCUGCCACCGCUCCAGGCUUCGUUUUCAGAAAGCUGCGUGGUGCCCUGCUGGGAAGUCCCCGGGUGUGCGGCCACCAGCCUGGCCCGGGGCCCUCCGCCCUGGCUCCGGGUGACCAGAUAUUAAAGGGAGCGUUGUCUUGAG